Messenger RNA from Cucurbita maxima (winter squash), 1653 nucleotides. Its product is annotated as serine/threonine-protein kinase HT1-like. NCBI's taxonomy places the organism in Eukaryota, Viridiplantae, Streptophyta, Magnoliopsida, Cucurbitales, Cucurbitaceae. The transcript is spliced from 3 exons. Bases 459 to 1580 code for a protein of 373 amino acids. Gene Ontology annotation, biological process: protein phosphorylation. The record is from RefSeq and is a predicted model, not a curated record. Gene Ontology annotation, molecular function: protein kinase activity; ATP binding.
UUCGCCCCACUUCGCAUUGAUGAUGGGAAACGAAACAGAAAGCACAGCAGCUGGAUUCAGUUGAGAAAAGAACAAAUAAAGUAAACUUUUUAACAACGAGACGCCGAAUCACGAGACGCCCCUGACCUAUCUCUUGUCUUUCCACUGCCAAACGACCUAAUCUUUCCCCUUUUCCCUCUUCCUUCACCUUCGGUUCAGUUUCCAGAAGCCAUGAAAUCGCAACUUCUUUCUUUUCAUCAACAUUUGCCUAACCAUUCUCUCUGUGUUUUCUUCCACUGAUUCCAUAAAUUCAUGAAAACCCAUAUCCAAUUUUCAUUCUUCUUUAGAACCCAUGUCUUUGAAUCAGUUCAUGCACUUCUUAAAAUCAAUUCAUACGUUCAGGAGGAAGAUUCCUUACGAUUGUUUGUUUUGACGACAUAAACAAGCCUACAAGCCUCUGUUUCGCGUAAAUAAUCUUCAUGGCGACCUCAUGUUUUGGUUCACUUUGGAUUCGAAAAUCAAAGAGCAAACCCUUAUCAACACCUGCCUCAUUGAAAUCCCAGAAGAAUUCCGAAAUGGAAAAUAUGGAAAGAAGAAGAUUUGAUAGCUUGGAAUCGUGGUCGAUGAUCUUAGAGUCCGACAAUGUGGAAACUUGGGAGACAUCGAAAGAGGAUCAGGAGGAGUGGACCGCUGAUCUAUCUCAACUCUUCAUCGGUAACAAAUUCGCCUCCGGUGCUCACAGUCGAAUAUACCGUGGAAUUUACAAGCAGAGAGCCGUCGCUGUUAAGAUGGUUAGAAUCCCAAACCAAAACGAGGAAACCAGAGCCAAACUCGAGCAACAGUUCAAGUCUGAAGUCGCCUUGCUUUCUCGUCUCUUUCAUCCCAACAUAGUUCAGUUCAUUGCAGCCAGUAAAAAGCCGCCGGUAUACUGCAUAAUUACAGAGUAUAUGUCACAAGGAACUCUGAGAAUGUAUCUAAACAAGAAAGAGCCAUAUUCACUCUCAACAGAAACAAUUCUAAGGUUAGCUCUUGACAUAUCAAGAGGAAUGGAAUACCUUCAUUCCCAAGGAGUAAUCCACAGAGACUUAAAAUCAAACAACUUGCUUUUAAACGAUGAAAUGAGAGUAAAAGUAGCCGAUUUCGGAACCUCCUGCCUCGAAACACAGUGCCGUGAAUCGAAAGGAAACAUGGGAACUUACCGAUGGAUGGCGCCGGAGAUGAUCAAGGAGAAGCCUUAUACUCGCAAAGUUGAUGUUUACAGCUUUGGGAUUGUGCUGUGGGAGCUCACCACGGCUCUGCUUCCGUUUCAAGGGAUGACCCCUGUGCAGGCUGCCUUUGCCGUCGCCGAGAAGAAUGAGAGGCCGCCGUUACCGGCGAGUUGUCAGCCGGCGCUAGCUCACCUGAUAAAACGAUGUUGGGCGGCGAAUCCGUCGAAGCGGCCGGAUUUCAGUGACAUUGUGGUGGCUUUGGAGAAAUACGACGAGUGUGUGAAAGAGGGUCUUCCGCUUGCACAUCAUAGAAGAUUGGUAAACCGAAACGCCAUUAUUGAACGCUUCAAAGCUUGUACCUCAACCGCCUCUUCAAUACCUGUACAUGCCUGACCCGCCAUAGCCUUCCUAAUUUGAUUGGAUAUGAAUUAACAUUUUAAAUAUACAUUUUCAUAUAUUAAAUAGA